CUCUUGUAUUGAUAUUAUGUCAAUAUAACAUCACCAUCCCUUCUUGAAGUUGUAGGCACUACCUCGCAGUAGGCAGAUUCUUUUGGAAUUUAGUCAAACUUCUGUGAUCAAAAUGCCUCGCGGAACAUCGUACGCUAACAAUUCGUAUAAUCGAAGUCUGGGUAGGGUUGGUAAGCCCAUGGGCAGUGCUCCGGUAUCACGAUCUAGUGGCGGAGGAAGAUCAAGUGGUGGUGGUGGUGGGGGUGCAAGUAGGUCACACGGUGGUGCAAGUAGUGGAUGUGCUAGUAGUUCUGGGGCAACUAAUAGGCCUACCUACGUCGACAAUUCUUACAACCGUAGCGUCGGUAGAGUUGGUAUGGAACGUGGAAGCAUGCCGAUCUCAAAAGGCUCAAGUAGCUCUGGCAGUACUUCAAGUUCUGCAUGCAAUACCUACGUCGACAAUUCCUACAAUCGUAACUUGGGGAGAGUUGGCAUGGAACGCGGAAGCAUGCCAGUCUCGAGAGGCUCAACUAGCUCUGGUAGUGUUUCAAGUUCAGCAUCUACCAAAACCUACGUUGAUAACUCUUACAACCGAAGCUUGGGUAGAGUUGGGAUGCAACACGGUACCAUGUCGGUCUCUAAAGGUUCUACAAGUUCUGCUUCGAGUUCAGUAUACGUUGAUAAUGCCUACAACCGUAGUGUUGGUAGAGUUGGAAUGAAACGCGGAAGUUUGCCAAUAUCCAAAGACUCCAAAACAGUCAUGAGUGGUGAUAUUAGGAAGACGCAAGGCACUGUGAAGCCAGAACCAAAGCUGUAUGCUGACAACGCAAUGAAUAGAAAACUAGGUAGAGCUAAUGAACCUUUUGGUAGUAUGCCGGUAUCAUCGAAGAACACUGCAACCCGUUAUAUGCAAGAGGCUUACAAUCACCACAUGUAUAACCCAAAUGAAGAGUUUCACCCACCAUUCACAGCAGAUGAUCUUGAUGAAUUGCUGGAACAGCGUCUGACAGAGAUGUUCAAUCGCCUGGAGUUAUCGAAAGAAGAAAAAGAACAAGCUCCUGUUAAAACGCCCUUCGAGUUGUACGAAGGUCCACUUAUUGAGCGGGCUCCUGUUAAAAAGCCCUUCGAGUGGUACGAAGGUCCAGUUAUUCAGUUCAGUGACCUUCAAAUUGGAAAGAUAAUUGGACAUGGUGGUUUCGGUGAUGUUCACCACGCCAAACUAAAGGGUAAAGAAGUUGCCGUUAAGAAGCUACGCGUCCAGCGUGUAAGUCAGAAGAAGCUGUCUCAGUUCGAAGAGGAAGUUCGAGUCUUCUGUAAACUUGAGCACAAGAAUAUCAUUACUUUCUACGGCGCAUGUAUCACAACACCAAAUCUGUGCAUCGUAAUGGAGUUCAUGGAAGGGAGUCUGUACGACAAACUGCACAUUGAACAGCACCAAUUCAGCGAUGAGGAUCAGAAGUUCAUCGCAAUGGAAAUUGCAGAUGGUUUGGUUUACCUGCAUUCAGAGAAUGUUGCACAUUGCGACAUGAAGCCGACUAACGUACUGAUCAACGUUGGUGACGACGUAGACAAACACGAAGUGAAAAUUACUGAUUUUGGAUUGAGCAAGAUGAAAAACUACGCUGACUCAUCGCGCUCUGCCAGGGCGGAAGAUCUGGUGAAAGAGGUUGGCACUCCACGCUAUUCGGCACCCGAAGUUCUACGUGGUGAAUUUCUUGACACAAAAGGAAUGGUGUUUGCAGAUGUGUAUUCGUUUGGUCUCGUCAUGUUUGAAAUAUUUAGCGGUGAAGAGGCUUUUGAUGAUUAUAAUGCUCAUCAAUUGAAGAAGCAUAUUGGAGAUGGUGAUCAUAAGCCCGACGUUGAUGGAUUGAAGCUUUCACACACAUUGCAGGAGUUAAUGUUGAAGUGUUGGGUUAGAAAUCCAACGGAACGACCAACAGCAAAGCAAUGUGUUUUGUCUUUGAAAAAAGCUGAUUAAUAUAAUACUCUAAAGUAUCGAUUUAGAAUUUAGUACAUCGUUUCAUGCUUCUGUGUAUUUAG
Molecule: messenger RNA, 2019 nt
Organism: Anneissia japonica
Lineage: Eukaryota; Metazoa; Echinodermata; Crinoidea; Comatulida; Comatulidae
Product: myosin light chain kinase family member 4-like
Exons: 3
Coding region: 113-1957 (614 amino acids)
Biological process (GO): protein phosphorylation
Molecular function (GO): ATP binding; protein kinase activity
Source: RefSeq, a predicted model, not a curated record